AUGUUUUGAAAAUUAUACCUGACGGGCGCGUUCUUUCAAGAGGACAGGGCAUGUCCAUGUUAUGACGCAAAGUGACAGGGAUUUGUUAAUAAAAGUGGAAUAUAAUAUGCUAUUGGCAUAGAAAUAUUGUUAAAAUCAAAGGUUUUUUCUUCGAAGAUAUUGGACCGAAAUCCGAAAUCACAAUGUCAAUGGGCGAAGUUCUUCUUGGAAACUCUGGGUUUGACCCCAGAGGAAAUGAUAUGUGGAUGGAUGCAAAUCAGUCUUCGGCAAGAUUGUUUGAGAAGUCUAAAAUCAAAGUCCUUCAAGACGAAAGAGAAGCAGUACAGAAAAAGACGUUUACAAAGUGGGUCAAUUCACACUUGCAGAGACUGAGUACUCACGUCAAUGACUUGUAUCACGAUUUGCAAGAUGGUCGAAAGCUGAUCAUGCUGCUGGAGAUUCUCUCUGGAGAAAAGCUGCCAAAACCCAGCAGAGGCAGGAUGAGGAUUCAUUUCUUGGAAAACUGCAAUCAUGCUUUGAAAUUUCUUAAAAGUCAGAGAGUUCAUUUAGAGAACAUCGGAACACAUGAUAUUGUUGAUGGCAACCCGAAAAUCACGCUUGGUCUCAUCUGGACCAUCAUUCUGCGCUUCCAGAUUCAAGACAUCAUGAUCGAGACUGAGACAUCAGAGAAAAAGUCGGCCAAAGAAGCGCUGUUGUUAUGGUGUCAAUCCAAAACCGUUGGCUACAAAAAUGUUCACAUCACUAACUUCUCAAAAAGUUGGAGCGACGGUCUCGCAUUCGCAGCUCUCCUUCACAAACACAAGCCAGACAAGAUUGACUUCAAUAGCCUUAAGAAAGAGGAACCUAUAAAGAAUCUUAACAUCGCCUUCGAAUGUGCUGAACAAGAGUUCAACAUAGCACCACUUCUUGAUGCUCCAGACGUGAACGUUCAGUAUCCUGAUGAAAAGUCAAUUAUGACGUACGUUGCGUCUUUCUACCAUUGUUUCGCCAAGCUGAAGAAAGUCGAAGUAAGCGGUACGAGGAUCCAAAAGGUUAUCAAGCAAUCAGUUGAGAAUGAGAAACUGAUUCAAGAAUACGAGUUACUGAGCUCCACACUUUUGGUUUGGAUCAAAGAAACAAUCACAUGCCUGUCAAGUAGAGACUUUGGCAACACAUUCAGUGCCUUGCAACAACAAAUGGCCGAUUUUAAUGUUUACAGAACCAAGGAGAAGCCUCCAAAGUUUAUCGAAAAAGGCAACCUAGAAGUGAAGAUGUUUGAACUUACAAGUGCACUAAGAACCAAUCGCCAGAAGAUGUAUUCUGCACCAGAGGGCCACUCAGUCAGUGAUGUAAAUGAAGCUUGGGCAGAGCUUGAAAAAGCUGAACAUGAGCGAGAGGUUGCUCUUAGAGAUGAGUUGAUCAGGCAGGAAAGACUGGAACAAAAAGUAGACAGAUUUUACAGAAAGGCAAGCUUAAGGGAAUCAUGGCUGAGCGGUUGCAUGGAGCUGCUUGAGCAAGCAAUGUUUGGCAAUGAUUUACCGGCCGUCAAGGCAUCAGUAAAGAAGCACGAGGCUAUCGAGUCAGAGAUCAAUGCAUACAAGGAGAGGGUGUUGGCCGUCUUGGGUCUCGCAGAGGAAAUAGAAAGAGAAAAGUUUCACGAAUAUGAGAAAGUAGAAGAGAAAAAAGUUCUGGUUAUGACUUUGUGGGAAAGACUUCUUGUAUUACUUGGGGCACGUAGCAGUAAAUUGCAGAAGCAUCAGCAACUGCAUAAGAUAUUCCAAGAGAUGAAGAAUAUUAUCGACUGGAUGGAAGAUGUCAAGGUUGGCCUAUUGUCAGAAGACUACGGAAAACAUUUCACUGGCGUUGAGGACCUCAUCCAGAAGCACAUGCUCGUAGAAGCAGACAUCCAGGCGCAAUCUGAGCGUGUGAAACAGGCCAUAGCAGCUGGUGACGACUUCCUGAACAUGCCUCCUGGAGAUGAUGGCUAUGAGCCAGAUGUCCAAGAAGUGAAGAAUCAUCAGAACGAACUACAAAGUUCUUAUGAUAAUUUAUGCAAGCUAGCAGAUGAAAGGAAGCAGCGCCUCGAGGAGUCUUUGCAGCUGCAUUCGUUUUACAGAGACACUGAGGAGGAAGAUAUGUGGCUCAGUGAAAGAGAGUACUUUGUAUCGUCCACUGAAUAUGGAAAAGACGUGCACACGACAAUGUUGCUGUUGAAAAAGCACGAGGCUUUGGAAGCUGAGUUAGCUGCCCGGAAACCUCGAACUGGUGUCCUUCUGAAACGAGGUGAAGAACUUCAGCAGCAAAUGCCUUAUGCGUCAAUGAAGAUCGAAGAAUGUACUGAAACAUUGACAUCGCGCUGGGAUUCUGUCGAAGAACGGGCUAAGCAAAGGAAAAAGAGGCUGCAAGAACUAUUGAAUUUACAUCAGUACUUUGCUGAUUGCAAUGAAGUCUGCGCGACUAUGGAUGAAUUUGAUGUGGCUGCAUCAAAUGAUGACUUAGGCCAAGACGAAGACUCUGUCGAGGAGCUUAUUAAGAAGCACAAGGCUCUUGUAGACGAGGUUGAAAACUUUGAGAAAGUUGUUGAUGGCCUUGAAGAACAGAGAAUGAACACCUUGCUGAUGAGGACAAACACACCCGAGGCUUUUGCAGAAAAAGAAAAGAUUGACGACCAGUAUGCUGCUUUGAAGCAGAAGGUUCAGGAAAGAAACAUCAAGCUGGCUGACACACUCGCUUUAUACAAUCUACAUAACCAGGCCGAUAUGGUCAGCACUUGGGUGCAACAGCAUCAAGUACAGCUUGAAACAUACCUGAAAGUAGAGAAAACAUAUGAUUUGGAACAGUGUCAAACAGUUGAGCAGCGUUUUGAAGGCUUUGAACAGGAACUUCGAGCUAACCAAGAAAGGCUGCAAACAGUCAAUCGUCUUGCUCUGGAAUUGUCAGAAAAGUCGAUCGUAAGCUCCGACGAUGUUGCAAAAAGAGUGCAGAGUUUGAAUAGCAGCUGGGACCAACUUAAUGGCCAGGCAGAGUUGAAAAAAGAAGAGCUUCGUACUGCAUUACAGAUCCAGACACUCUACAGUGAGAUCGUCGAAACACAGACCCUUAUUAUAGAGAAGACAGGAAUCUUGAAAACAGUAGAGGAGGUCGGUACUGAUUUGGCAUCCGUCAUUUCUCUGCAAAGAAAGCUUAACAGCAUUGAACGAGAUAUCGCUGCUCUGCAAAACAAGUUGCAAUACCUUCAAGAAAGUGCAGCGAAGAUAUCUGAAGAGAGGCCUGAGGACGCCGAAACAAUAGAUGGAAAGCUGACUGAUCUGAUGACCUGCUGGGGUGACUUAUCUACAAUGGUUAAACAGAGAAACGAAACACUUGCUGAGAGCGGUGAACUGAAGAGAUUCGUUAUGGACCUAGAUGAAUUUCAUAACUGGUUGCAGAAAACACAAGCUGCUUGUGCCUCUGAAGACAUUGCGCAAAGUCUGCAGGAAGCAGAGGCAUUACUUGAUGCCCAUUUCGAAGUAAAGGGCAUUAUCGACCAACAUCAAGACGAUUUCGACCGUCUUUGCGAAGAUGGACCAAAGUUCUCGCAAGAUGAGUCUGAUCUCCAGCAGCAAGCAUUAAAACAGCAACUUGAUGACAUCAUAGCUGGAUGGAGAGAGCUAGACUUGCUGUGGGUGCGGCGAAAGAACCUUUUGGAGCAAAGCAUGAAUUACCAGAUCUUCCUGCGGGAUGCAAAGCAAGCCGAGGCUCUACUGGCUUUCCAAGAACUCUUCAUAUCCAAACACGAAGUAGCGCCUGUUGUCGAUGUUGUGUUAGAUCAGAUAAAGAAACACGAGGAUUUUCUCAGCAAAAUGGAUCAACAUGACGACAAAGUGAACCAUGUUGUGAAUUUGGCGGACCAGUUAGUUGAGAAGGAUCACUAUGCAACAGACAAAAUAAAAGACAAAACAGGGAGCAUUAAGGAACGGCGAAGAGUUAAUCGUGAAAACAUUAUGAUAAAGCUGGAAAAACUCCGGGCAGAUUUGAAACUGAAGCAGUUCUUGCAAGACACCGAUGAUGUUACGCACUGGCUCAAUGAUCGCCUUAAAGUUGCCUCAGAAGAGCCGCAUCAAGAGUUGACUAACCUUAGAAGCAAACUGACAAAGCACCAAGCAUUCGAAAUGGAACUUCAAGCAAAUAAGCAGAAGAUUGAAUCUAUAAAUGAGGAUGGAAAGCAGCUGAUAGAAGAAAACACUGAAAAUUCCCCUGAAGUUGAAUCUAGACUUGAAACCAUUGAUAAUUUGUGGAGCGAACUGAAUACGGCAUCAGUGGCUAAGUCCGAAGCACUGACAGAAGCUCAUCGUAAAGAAGAGUUUAACACCGAGGUUUCCAAUGUUGAUACUUACAUCAAAGAAAUCGAGACGACCAUUGUAGAGACAGAGAAGGAAACUAACCUGACAUCGGUGAAGGCGCAGUUCACUAGACAUAAGAUACUUGAGAAGGAAAUUCGAGAGAAGAGACAACGGAUGUUGGAGCUUAGCCAGGCACCUGGCGAUGAAGUAGACGGCGAUAAGCUUGCAGAGGAAAGGCGAAUUGUGGAAGAGAGGUUCGAAGCACUAGAAGCACCUCUCGCAGAAAGAAGAAUUGAAUUAGAAGAGGCUUUCAAUUUCUAUCAGUUCCAGAGAGAUAUUCAGGAUGAACAUCUCUGGAUUGACGAAAAGGAGCCAGUUUUGCAAGCACAGAACUUCGGAUCCACGCUGCAUGAAGUAUUAGGCUUGAAGAAACGCCAUCAGAAUCUUUGUAUGGAAAUCGAGGGUCAUGAGCCAAUCAUCACAGCACUUUGUGUCAAUGGGGAGGAGAUGGCUAACGGCGAGCAUCCGCGUGGAGAGGAGAUCCAAGAGUUGAAGGAUGGUCUGGUGGAACAUCUGGACAAGCUCAAAGAUUUGUCCCAGAACUACCAAACAAAGCUCGAUGAAUCUCUGCUUGCUAGACAGUAUUUCCAUGACGCAGCCGAGGCGGAGUCAUGGAUGAGUGAGCAGGAGCUUUACAUGAUUGGAGAUGACCGGGGCAAAGAUGAGAAUGCAGCGCAGAGUUUGUUAAACAAGCACAUCAACCUGGAAAAGGCGGUCGAGGACUUCCAAGAAGAUAUUGAUGAUUUGAGGCGAAGAUCAGAGGAGCUUGUUGCUGCAGAACACCCUGAGAGCUCGUUGAUAGAGAGCACCCAGAGAGACCUCGAGAAAGAGUAUGCAGAGCUGAAGGAACUUGCAGAGGAUAGACAUUCGAAACUUGACGAAAACUUGAAGUUGUACCAAUUCAACCGUGAGGUGGAAGAUUUAGAGACAUGGAUAAACGAAAAGGAGGUCGUAGCUGGCGUGCAAGAUAUUGGUCAAGACUUUGAUCACGUGCAGAUGCUGGAACAAAGAUUCGACAGGUUUUCACAAGAGACGCAGAGAAUCGGCAUCGAACGAGUUGAAAGUGUCAAUGCCAUCGCAGACCAGUUGAUUGGCAGUGGGCAUUCGGAUGCUGCAACUAUUUCCGAAUGGAAGGUCGGUCUUAAUGACUCGUGGACAAACCUCCUCGAGUUGAUAGAAACAAGGAAGCAGUUGUUAGCUGGUGCGCACGAAUACCACAGAUUCUUUCAAGAAGCCAGGCAGACACUGUCUAUGAUCCAGGAGAAAGAGUCUCAACUUGGAGAGGAUCUUGGUCGUGACCAACAAAGUGUUUAUGCUUUGCAGCGAUAUCACCGCGCUUUUGAAGCCGAUUUGCAGCCACUAGGAAAUCAGGUUGCAGAAAUCCAGAACUUUGCUUCUGAACUAAAACCACAUUAUGCUGGCGAUCGAGAACAGGAGAUUGAAAACAAAGAAAGCCAGGUUCUAGAUGCAUGGUCGAAUCUACUUGCACGUGUUAGUGAAAGAGGAUCAAAGCUGGGAGAUUCAGAUGAGUUACAGCGAUUCCUUUUGCAAAUACAAGACUUGCUCAUUUGGAUCCGUGACAUGAGACAGGAGAUUGCUUCAGAUGAGAGGCCAAAGACCCUUAUUAUAGAGAAGACAGGAAUCUUGAAAACAGUAGAGGAGGUCGGUACUGAUUUGGCAUCCGUCAUUUCUCUGCAAAGAAAGCUUAACAGCAUUGAACGAGAUAUCGCUGCUCUGCAAAACAAGGAACGCUUUUAUUUAGCAAGAAUUGCAAUGGUUCCUAUCAUAUCCUAUGACUUUCCAUCUAACGGGUGUGAUUGUAUUUUCCAGGCAUCAGUGGCUAAGUCCGAAGCACUGACAGAAGCUCAUCGUAAAGAAGAGUUUAACACCGAGGUUUCCAAUGUUGAUACUUACAUCAAAGAAAUCGAGACGACCAUUGUAGAGACAGAGAAGGAAACUAACCUGACAUCGGUGAAGGCGCAGUUCACUAGACAUAAGAUACUUGAGAAGGAAAUUCGAGAGAAGAGACAACGGAUGUUGGAGCUUAGCCAGGCACCUGGCGAUGAAGUAGACGGCGAUAAGCUUGCAGAGGAAAGGCGAAUUGUGGAAGAGAGGUUCGAAGCACUAGAAGCACCUCUCGCAGAAAGAAGAAUUGAAUUAGAAGAGGCUUUCAAUUUCUAUCAGUUCCAGAGAGAUAUUCAGGAUGAACAUCUCUGGAUUGACGAAAAGGAGCCAGUUUUGCAAGCACAGAACUUCGGAUCCACGCUGCAUGAAGUAUUAGGCUUGAAGAAACGCCAUCAGAAUCUUUGUAUGGAAAUCGAGGGUCAUGAGCCAAUCAUCACAGCACUUUGUGUCAAUGGGGAGGAGAUGGCUAACGGCGAGCAUCCGCGUGGAGAGGAGAUCCAAGAGUUGAAGGAUGGUCUGGUGGAACAUCUGGACAAGCUCAAAGAUUUGUCCCAGAACUACCAAACAAAGCUCGAUGAAUCUCUGCUUGCUAGACAGUAUUUCCAUGACGCAGCCGAGGCGGAGUCAUGGAUGAGUGAGCAGGAGCUUUACAUGAUUGGAGAUGACCGGGGCAAAGAUGAGAAUGCAGCGCAGAGUUUGUUAAACAAGCACAUCAACCUGGAAAAGGCGGUCGAGGACUUCCAAGAAGAUAUUGAUGAUUUGAGGCGAAGAUCAGAGGAGCUUGUUGCUGCAGAACACCCUGAGAGCUCGUUGAUAGAGAGCACCCAGAGAGACCUCGAGAAAGAGUAUGCAGAGCUGAAGGAACUUGCAGAGGAUAGACAUUCGAAACUUGACGAAAACUUGAAGUUGUACCAAUUCAACCGUGAGGUGGAAGAUUUAGAGACAUGGAUAAACGAAAAGGAGGUCGUAGCUGGCGUGCAAGAUAUUGGUCAAGACUUUGAUCACGUGCAGAUGCUGGAACAAAGAUUCGACAGGUUUUCACAAGAGACGCAGAGAAUCGGCAUCGAACGAGUUGAAAGUGUCAAUGCCAUCGCAGACCAGUUGAUUGGCAGUGGGCAUUCGGAUGCUGCAACUAUUUCCGAAUGGAAGGUCGGUCUUAAUGACUCGUGGACAAACCUCCUCGAGUUGAUAGAAACAAGGAAGCAGUUGUUAGCUGGUGCGCACGAAUACCACAGAUUCUUUCAAGAAGCCAGGCAGACACUGUCUAUGAUCCAGGAGAAAGAGUCUCAACUUGGAGAGGAUCUUGGUCGUGACCAACAAAGUGUUUAUGCUUUGCAGCGAUAUCACCGCGCUUUUGAAGCCGAUUUGCAGCCACUAGGAAAUCAGGUUGCAGAAAUCCAGAACUUUGCUUCUGAACUAAAACCACAUUAUGCUGGCGAUCGAGAACAGGAGAUUGAAAACAAAGAAAGCCAGGUUCUAGAUGCAUGGUCGAAUCUACUUGCACGUGUUAGUGAAAGAGGAUCAAAGCUGGGAGAUUCAGAUGAGUUACAGCGAUUCCUUUUGCAAAUACAAGACUUGCUCAUUUGGAUCCGUGACAUGAGACAGGAGAUUGCUUCAGAUGAGAGGCCAAAGGUCAUUCCGGAAUGCCAGGCAAUCAUGAAUGAGCAUCAAGGCCGGAAAGCAGAAAUUGAUGCAAGAGAAGAAAAGAUUGCCUUUGUUCUUGCUACCGGUGAAAAGAUGAUUGAAAUGCAACAUUUUGCAUCAAACGAGAUCCAAAGUAAGAUAAACGAAUUGCGCGAAAAGAAAAGCCUUAUGGAAAGUGACUGGGCUGAACAUUGGGAUAUACUCAAUAUUACUCUGGAAGUCAUGCAUUUUGUGCGCGAUGCUCAUUUGGCAGAAGAAUGGAUAUUCAAGGAGGACUUGAACGUAGGUGGAAAAGACCAAGGGGAUUCAUUAGAAAUUAUCGAGAAGCUCUUAGAGAAACAGUCGGCAUUUGAGAAGUUACUUGCAACCCAGGAAGAGAGAUUCCUUCAGUUGGAGAAUCUUACAACAUUUGAGCUGCGACAAUUGCGUAGACGGCAACUUGAGCAGGCGAAACGCGAAAAGGAGGAGCAGGAAAGACUUGAAAGACAGAGGCAGGAACAGGAGAAAAUUGAAGCAGAAAGGGAGCUUCAGAGGAUGCUUGAAGAGCAGCAAAGACAGGCAGCCGAGGAAGAGGAAAGGGCAAGGAGCAUGGUCAAUGGAGAGUUGUCCAAUGAGCUUGAUGUCAGCGCAGAGGCUGCUAGUGCCGUGGAGGAGCUAAUGAAGGAAGCAGACGUGACGUUUAAUGAAUCUGAGGUGAGUGUAACCGAUGGAGAACAAUGGCGAGCUCCUGUUGAGAAAACAGUCAUAGGCACGAGUGACAUCAAAAUGACUGGCUAUCUUGCUCGUAAGCACACCAUGGAAGGAAGUCACAAGAAAGCGUCCCAAAGAACGUGGAAGCAGUAUUUCGUAUCGCUCCGUGACAACGAGCUGAAAUUCCAUCGUGAAGAGAAUGACUUCAAAAAUGGCAUUGAACCGGUACAAGUUUUCGAUACAAUUGACAGUCGAUGUGAAGUUGCAUCGGAUUACCACAAAAAGAAAAAUGUUUUCAGGAUUAAAUUUGCCAGUGGACAGGAAUACCUCUUGCAAGCCAAAGCUGCAGACGAGCUGUCACUGUGGAUACAGCACAUCAGAGGAAGUGCCAUUAAAAGCGGCCACCUUCCGGAAGACCUGUCUCCCAAGAAGGACAAAAGAGGCAGCAAAUUAUUUUCGUUAAAGAAAAAGUAAGCUUACCAUAAAGGCAAACAGCUUCACACUUACUUUUGGUUUACGUUGAAAAGAACCAUAAUUGCAACAGCAGUAACUUUGAAGGACCUUUACAGCAAGAAAUCUUAUAUAAAGAGGACCCCGUGCUGGUGCUCCAAACUCCUCUUCCCCCCCCCCCCUUUAUAGACAGAAGCCAACGCUGGUUUUCCUUACAAUUAUUCAAGACUGUAGAAUGUCCCUGCAGUCAGUUCCGUGCACGAUCAAUCAUUACCAUGGAUCAUCAUGAUUUUAGCCAAAAAUCAUCAGUCAUCAUCAAUCAUCGUUUUCUGUCUCGUCAAUAUACAACGCUGAUACUAGAAGAUCUCUGCAAUUCAUGAACCAUUCCUUCAGGGCAAUAAGAAUGCCUACGCUACUGAUGCAGUGUCCUAUUGACCAAAAUGUAGGAUGACUUCGUCUUUGCCUCCCACUACCCCUUGGCAGACAUUGAUACUUAAGAUCUAGAUCCCCACAAUCACUAUUUUAGUUCCUUUUACAAGAAGCCCACUAUUGCCAGCACAAGCACAAAUCAUGCAAGUUUUCGUUUACUUAUAUAAGUUGUGAGGCAACCUGAAAUAUCGCCAGUUAAUUUGGCUCGUACGCUUUUUAAUUACCUGGCUGGGAUAAACAUGCAAGUUGUAUAUAUAAUUUUUUAUUUAGAAGUGUUUCCGUAUUAGGUUUUAUUUGUCCCGUCUUUGCAUCAGUCAUAUAUCGGAUUUCGCACUAUAUUCUUAUCAUUUUAGUUAUAAUAUUAAGAACCUCGGUAUUCAGCAAAGUAGAGAAGAAGGACUUUCAGAGUUUAGAUACGUAUCGACUUAGAGUAAAAGAUAUUUUAAACUAAUUGUUUUCUUGAGCUAUAUAUUUUUUGGUUUUGGUAAUCGCUGUAAGAUUUCAUUUCUUUUUUAGCUUAGCUACGAUAAUACUUUGUUUGCAGUUUGAUUCGUAACUUUUCCAGAAAAUUUCCCAGAUUUGUCUGUAUAUGUGAUCAAAUGCACGUGGGGCAUGCUCUCUUUUAAAAUGUUAAGAGACUCUACCAGCGAUUUCCCCCGCCCCAAACUCUUUUUUAUUAAUCAAAUUGUAAUCUAAGUUGUUCCCAGCUUGAGAAACCAAUUCACUUGCCUUUUAUGAGAAUUUCACUCUUAGCAACAACACAAACCAUUUUGUUAAUUUUAUAUUGUUUUUGCUACAAAUUUCACAAGAAUUAUUUAAGAACUUAUGAACCUAUACGCUUUUGACCAGUCAUGUUAAGACGAUAUAUCUUAUUCCGCUGCUAAUUAUAGUAUCUUUAAGGUAAAAUCUACAAUUCCACACAGGCGCUUACCCCCUUUGAACAUUAGUUCGUUGUGGCCUAUUUAAGAAGUAGUUGUGUUAAUUGAUUCUCGACUUUCUACCCUUUCAAUGUUGCGCUUGUAGUCAAUCGAUGUUAGCUUUGUAUGCUUUAUGCUGAAAGGCUGAAUGAUUUCAGCGAACGAACUCAGAUGUUAAUUCAUUAAAGUUACCGUUGUAACAUGACAUUGUUAGUAUAUUUUAAUAAGUGCUAGUAGGAUAUGUAUUAGAAGUAUUCAAAAUAGUAAUAGUACCGUGA
Messenger RNA from Rhopilema esculentum, 10674 nucleotides. NCBI's taxonomy places the organism in Eukaryota, Metazoa, Cnidaria, Scyphozoa, Rhizostomeae, Rhizostomatidae. The record is from RefSeq and is a predicted model, not a curated record.